GCGGGCUGCCGGCCGGCAUGGAGGGCGCGGUGUCCAACGUCGAGGUCUGCAACCUGGCCUACGCCGGGCGCCUGGAGGAGCUGCGCGCCCAGCUGCUGCGUGACAGGGCCCUGGCCACCGCCACCGACCAGGACCGCCGCACCGCGCUGCACUGGGCCUGUUCGGCGGGACGCACGGCCGUGGCGGAUCUCCUGCUGGGGCUCGGCGUGCCCGUCGGCGAGAAGGACGACGCUGGUUGGACUCCCUUGCACAUUGCUGCAUCGGCGGGCCGCGAUGAGAUCGUGAAGGCCCUCAUUGACAAAGGGGCUCCCAUCAAUGCUGUCAAUCAGAACGGCUGCACGCCCCUGCACUACGCAGCCUCCAAAAAUAAGCAGGAGAUUGCAGUCAUGCUGUUAGAGAAUGGAGCUGAUCCAGAUGCAACAGAUCAUUUUGAAUCUACCCCAUUGCAUAGAGCAGCAGCGAAAGGCAACCUAAAAAUGAUACAGAUUCUUCUGCGGCACAAUGCAUCUGUUAACAUACAGGACUCAGAAGGGAACACUCCUCUUCAUUUAGCCUGCGAUGAAGAGAGAGUGGAUGAGGCAAAGCUGCUGGUGUCUAAUGGUGCAAGUAUUCACAUUGAGAAUAAAGAAGAGCUGACCCCACUGAAAGUGGCAAAGGGUGGCCUGGGAGCCAUACUUAAAAGAAUGGCGGAGGGCUAGUGGGGCCUUCUGGCCUGGCUGUCUCCUCUUUUGUGCUUUGUUUAAGAUUGCCAACCUCGUAUUUCUAUAGUUCAACAAGGAUGUCAUAUGUGAGCAUCAGCAUGGUACUCAACUGUCUUCUCUCUAGGUUUGCUCAAAGUAUACUGCCAGUCAUUUGUACUUCCUGUUGAUUAAACAGUUUACUACUUUUGAUGUA
Molecule: messenger RNA, 894 nt
Organism: Lagopus leucura (white-tailed ptarmigan)
Lineage: Eukaryota; Metazoa; Chordata; Aves; Galliformes; Phasianidae
Gene: PSMD10
Product: proteasome 26S subunit, non-ATPase 10
Exons: 5
Coding region: 18-698 (226 amino acids)
Molecular function (GO): protein binding; fatty-acyl-CoA binding
Source: RefSeq, a predicted model, not a curated record